AUGACAAGUCAGGAUAGUAAGUUUGAAAACUUAGACCAGAAUAAUAAAAAUUUAGGUAGAAGACCAUGUGCUCCAAUCUGGAGUUUUUUUAUAGAAGGAGAAGAAAUAGAUCCAGGUCAUCGUUCAGUUACUUGUAAAUGUAGUGUUUCUUGGAAAAGAGAAAGUGCAAAUAAAUCAGCUGAAGACAUUAGAAAGGUGUUAUAUGAUGCAGAUCUUUAUGAAGAGGCUGAUAAUAUUACCUUCGAACAAGCUAUAAUGGAUGCUAAUAUUGAUCAGUCUAGCAUUGAUGAUGAUAAUGACGUUGUUUCAGAAAAGUUUUUUGAGUUAGAAAAAACUUUAGAUUUGUCAAAUUCGUCAUUUUUAUCAGAAGCAAGUAGACAAACAGAAGUAGACGUAGCAAAUGAUGAUGCUUUUGAGGUAGACUCAAAUGACUGGCUAGAAGAAUUUAAUCAAGAAGAAGAUUAUGAUCCAGCUGAAUUAGAAGAAAUGUUUAUUAACUAG
Scutellospora calospora is the source of this 501-nucleotide messenger RNA. The record is from the annotation of a GenBank genome assembly. NCBI's taxonomy places the organism in Eukaryota, Fungi, Glomeromycota, Glomeromycetes, Diversisporales, Gigasporaceae.